Molecule: messenger RNA, 2194 nt
Organism: Pararge aegeria (speckled wood butterfly)
Lineage: Eukaryota; Metazoa; Arthropoda; Insecta; Lepidoptera; Nymphalidae
Exons: 3
Coding region: 73-2160 (695 amino acids)
Source: RefSeq, a predicted model, not a curated record
ACAGAAUAAAUAAAUAAAUAAUAAAUAAACAAAAACGUUUAUAUUCGGCCCUCGCCGAACGACAGCGGAGCCAUGGAUUGGUUAAAAUUGUUCACUCUUCUUGUAGCUGUUGUUUUCGCAUCAGUACACGCAGAAGGACCCAAGAAAAAGAUUCGCAUACAUCUACCACAGAAAGUGAAGCAUAUACACCACCAUAAGAAGAUUUAUAUCACGAACCACCCUGCAUCCUCGCAAUAUGCACCGGCGUACAUGUCGAGCGGCGAGGGGACAGUCGCGGUACCGUCGAAUAUACUGCCAGCUGUGGCAAAUAUAGUGCCUUUCAACUCGGUAAAUCUCUAUGACGAGCAAUCACGACUACCUAGCAACUCUCCAGGCUCAUCUCAACUAUUACCCCUAUAUCACGCUCGAGGAUACUAUGGGCCGACACCUAACGAAAUAGAAGAAGUAGAUUACGACGCUGAACCUGUGGAGUACGGCCCGUCGUUAUAUCAACCUUCACUGACCCAUUCUGGCCAUGCUCCAAAGAGAUUAAAAAUUAUUAAAUUAAAUGAACCGCCUCAUAAAAAAGUUGUAAGAAAAGGUAAACCUAAAAGAGUUGUCGUACGUAAACCUCAAAGUCACAGUUCCAUCGAAGGAGAACUUCCGGUUACGACUUUUCAUGAACAGUUCUAUUCAGACGUCGAUGGCUCGGGUACAGUAAGAAAAGUAAAGAAACCGCCACGAAUCGAAAAAAUUGUAGAUGGAGAUACUGAACAUAUUCACACCUAUAGUGAAGAGCACAUACAUAAACUAUUUUACGACCAAGGAGCAAAAGUAGCAGGCGUUGUAGGGGUUAACCCUUUGACUGGAAUGUCAUCAAUAGCCUCACCACAGCACAUAAUUCCAUUUAAAGGCGGUACGACUUUAGUAGCCUUGCCAUCUCAUCAAUUUGCUGGUCUAGCAGCCGUCGGCGGAGUUGCAAACACAAACAACUUUGAGUAUGCCGCGUAUAAUCCACGUGACGUCACGCAUGACCACAUAUUCCACGACCAUGGUGAAAUUCCCACCGAACUUGAAUUAAAUAAAGAGAGUCUGGCCUUGCCUCCAAAAGUUUCAUAUAAUAGUCAAGGUCUUAGAAUCAGUGGCACUCAGAAAAAGUAUAAAAAUAAAAAUUCACAGAAAGUUAAGAAACUUGCCAAACCAGUACCUACUGACUUCUCUUACUACGAAAGUAUUUAUACACCUAAUAGUAGACCAAGAAAGAUUCCAAGACCUACCGUACCAACGUAUGAUACUACAGGUGAAGCAGUCUUAGAUGAUUAUCGGCCUAUUCCGAAUUUUGGAUACAAAGAAAUUCAUAAAAAGCCUCGUAAUCAAUUACCCUCAUACUAUGGCAAGUCAAAUGAUUUCCACUCAGAACAAGCCAGUGUGCCAACCCCUUUUGAGAUCUCAAAUACAGUUUUACACGAAUAUAAACCGAAGAGAUAUCAAGGAGCCGGUUCUUCACCUGAAAGCUUAACAAAGUUCCGAGAUCCUUUUGCAAAUUUUAAGGAUACUUAUACUAAUAAUUUUGAGUACGACACUUACGCAUCUUCAUCAAACACAUAUAGAUCGGAAGAUAAAAAUGACUCAGGAUAUGAUCAUCACGGGAAGAACGGAAAAAAGAAAUCAAUUUCAACUCAGAAUAUAAGCUUUGGAGGACAGGAUCAAAUAACAUGGAACGUGGAUCACACGGCAGAUGCUGGUAAUAUAGAUGACGAUAAUGUUCCCACCGCAUUAGAUAUGGAUCAAUUUGAUCAAGAUCAAAGCAACUCAGUUCAGAAAGAUCCAGCUCAAAUCGAGCAAUUUUUUUCGUUAUUGGCAGGAAGAGAUUUAAACGCUGACCAAAUAACUAUGCCUGAUGCAUCCAACAAUAACUAUCAGUACGCCGAAGCACCAACAGCUCCGACCACAGCGCAUGCAUCUGCUACAACCGUUCCAAACUUUAAAAUGGAAAGUACAGAGGCACCUCCCAAUGAAUCUGCAAGGACCACAGAAGCAAGAAAGAGUCGUAGAAAUAAUGAAACGGAACCAAAAAACAAAGAUCACAAUCGAAGUAGAUCUUCACAGAACCAGAGUUCUAGUCGAUCUCAUGAACAAGAUAAUACAGUAGGGAAACUCAAAUAUGGUGAUAAAAUUUGAACUGUCAAUAAAGUUUAAUAAUUAGGACUAGGAU